CUCAUUCAAAAGCGAAUGGGCUGGAUUUUGCAAACAGCAGCGAGGCAGCUGCAUUCACCCAUAACAACUUAAACUGCUCUCAAGUUCUGGAAAUCACAGAAAGUUAACAUGUAAAUGCUGCAACCAAAGAAGAAAGAAAAUGGAUCAGCCUUCCUAGAUGAAGAAAAGGACAAACUGACAUGAUGCAGGAGUGGAGAAUAAAAUCUUCAGAUUUAUUGAAUCUUCACAACUUCAAACUUGCCUCAGUGGUCCAAUUGUUCGUACUGUGUGAAUCUUUGCUCUCCAGACCUGAUACAAUCUCUAAUGCCACUGCUGGAGAAAUCCUCCUGUUCCCCAUACAGUACCAAGGCAGUGAUCAAUAUGAUGUAACAUUUGGUUUGAAAUUUCCACUAAAUUUUAAAAUUUUCACAUGGAAGUCCAGUAAUCCAGAGAAAUUGCACAUUGUGCACCCACUGUAUAAGUACAGAGUUAAAAUCCACAAAGGCUUUGUGGUGCUUUAUAACGUACAAGUUAAUGACACUGGUGUAUAUGAAAUCCACAUUGAUUACUUUGGAACAGAACUGAAAAACCGUGAUCAAAGUACUUUCAGGAUCCAAGUAUUUGAACCAGUUUCCCAGCCUGUGAUAGAGAUUCGUGACAACUGUGUGAAUUCAUCAAAUAUCACUUUGAGCUGCUCUGUCUCCAAAGGAACAAAUGUCACAAUUUACUGGGAAAAGGUGUCCUUGUCUGGAAUUUGCAGCAAAAUAUAUGAUGGAGGAGUGCUUGUGAUAGACUGUGUGAAUGAAAAGGAACAAGAUGAGUACAGGUGCAUAGCAGAAAACCCAGUCAGUAAUGCAACCAGCAACCAAGUGACUUUCGACGAACGCAAAGCGAUCAAUCCUAAGGGUGAAAGAAAUCAUUUGAUGGUACUAGUUUCUGUGGUGAUGGCAGUUCUGGUUUCAGCCAUUGUUUACCUCUGGAACAUUCGCCAUUGUAAAACUGGAUCAAGUAACAGAUCAAGUGACGAUACUUGUGUGAAUCGGUCAUCUCCGACAGAUUACUGAGUGUGUAUAAUAUUCACAUAAGUCAUGAUGACGUAACUGAUCAACAAGAUGAUCCAACAGUAAUAUAGAAGAUACCAAUCUAGAAUGAGCAUGUGGAGAGAUAGAGGUCUUAGACACUACACUGUUAAUCUAUAUUUGAGAACUUUCUAUAUACAGAGAUAAGUAAAUGACUGGCAAAAGGAUUUGAAGACCCUGACUUAGUAUUUAAGAAAUAAGAAGCCUCCGGGACCAUCUAUGUGCAGACACCUAUCGCUCAAGCUACUCCUCAAUGCGCAGCUGGCAGUAUUGCCUUAAAGCAGAAGAUAUGGCACUGCGUAGAACUUAUUCUUAUGAUAACGGAAGUCAGAAAACCCUCUGGGUAACCAACUCUGCAAAAAUAAUAACUUCACUCAAGUAGUAGGUCAAAUUAAACUCCUAGUUUGGUAUUUCCUGAAAUGCAGUACUUUCAAAAUAUGUUCAUUAUAUGUGAAAAAAAAUUGCAGCUCCUUUAAAAAAAACGUAGAAAUUUCUGGCACACGGUAUCUGAUAAGCAGUUUAAAGCUCUGUUAUGACAUUCACAAUUUUUAUCUGCAUUAUUGUAAUAUAAAUGUUUCCUUUUCAUCUGAAACUACAAUUUAUAAAAGAAGUAACAAAAGUUAUUAUGU
This is a messenger RNA of Rhincodon typus (whale shark), 1687 nucleotides long. Its product is annotated as carcinoembryonic antigen-related cell adhesion molecule 1-like. The record is from RefSeq and is a predicted model, not a curated record. The transcript is spliced from 6 exons. NCBI's taxonomy places the organism in Eukaryota, Metazoa, Chordata, Chondrichthyes, Orectolobiformes, Rhincodontidae. Bases 180 to 1043 code for a protein of 287 amino acids.